Molecule: messenger RNA, 2735 nt
Organism: Dunckerocampus dactyliophorus (ringed pipefish)
Lineage: Eukaryota; Metazoa; Chordata; Actinopteri; Syngnathiformes; Syngnathidae
Product: transmembrane prolyl 4-hydroxylase-like
Exons: 9
Coding region: 316-1830 (504 amino acids)
Biological process (GO): peptidyl-proline hydroxylation to 4-hydroxy-L-proline
Cellular component (GO): endoplasmic reticulum
Molecular function (GO): iron ion binding; L-ascorbic acid binding; procollagen-proline 4-dioxygenase activity
Source: RefSeq, a predicted model, not a curated record
GAAGUUGUUACCGUGUAUGUCUUGUUGUUAUGUAUGUUGUCAGGGGCACCAAGAUAGCACUCUGCUAUGUUAGCUACUAACAGAUUAGGGGAUUUAGUUAAUAAUGACAUAUUUACUAACGCAACAAAACGGGCUUUUUCACAUCUGCGUUUGUGCACCGAAGCGCAUCUUUAAUCUGACCAAAAACCUGCGGUGAAGGCAUCGUUUUUCCAUCGAAACAGACAGGGUUUGCGAUCCCGGCGAAUGUUGUCAGGUAGACAUAUGGAAUACACAUCCACACUGAAAUCACUGAGGUUAAACUAGUCGAAACGAAACAUGGAAACCAUUCAGGACAGUCUACAGCAGCAGGAGGACUCGGGUGUCAGCGACGAUUCAUCCUCAUCGCCCUACAAGCCUUCCCUCCGCUCCACUCGACUGACCGCCCAGAGGAGCAGUGUCUGCUCUCGGGCAUACUUCGUCGUGGUGAUGGUUUUCUUUCACGUCUACAUCCUGAAUGUUAUCGCCCUGUUGCUGUACGUGCACUACAAUAAUGGCCACGGCGACCCUGUCGGUGACGACCGGCCUUCCUCUCCAUCUGUCAGCGAGGGUGAAAGCCCAUCUCUUCAUCCAGCGCCUCCUCCAAGGGAGCCUCGAGUGGUUGAGCACAGCCAUAGUUUUAGACUUCAUCGCAUUGAAGGAAUCAGAGUGGGACAUGUUCAGCCAGUUUCACUUGUGUCGGACAGAACACACAAGAUGAAAACGCUCAGCCUGAAGCCUCUGUUAUUUGAGAUCCCUGGCUUCCUGUCUGAGGAGGAGUGCCGAGUGGUGGUGCAGCUGGCUCACCUGAAGGGUCUGAUGGAAAGCCAGAUGACAGCAGGCAGCAAGGAGCAAGACGAGUCAAACCAGCCACUUCUUUCUCUGAGCACUGAGGAGGUCUUUAGUCUGUUGGAUCUGAACCAGGAUGGGCUGCUACAGAAACAGGAGAUUGUGAGUCACUCACUCUCUCAAGAUGGGACUUGGUUGAGUCCGGACAACCUGCGUCAGAUACUCACUGGUCUGAAAGACUGCUCAACAGGGCUGAACCUGGAGGAGUUUAAGCAUGUUUACGAUGUGUCCCAAGACCCAGGACAAGAACAAAGUGAGAAGCUCCGCAGUGUGUUCAAGCAGAGAAGCAAGCAUACGUGGCUUCAUCAAGGCCCUGAAUCCCAUCAUGUGUUACAGACACUAAGGAACCGAGUAAUCAGCCUUACACGUCUGCCUACCGCAUUGGUUGAGAUGAGCGAGCCUCUACAAGUAUUUCGUUAUGAGCUCGGCGACUUCAGCAAUGCCCAUCACGACAGCAGCCCAACCCGUGCAGAGACCGCCUGUGCACACACACGACUGGCUGGAAAUGCUUCCAUCUUCACAGAGGUUUCCUGCAGGUAUCUUACUGUGUUGAUCUACCUGAGCUCUGUAGAGGAGGGUGGCGAGACCACGUUUCCCGUGGCGGACAACCGUACCUACGACGAGCAUGCAUUGAUCCAAGAUGGAGUUGAUUUAGCAGACACCCGGGAGACAUGUGGGCGAGGGAACCUGAGGAUAAAACCCACUGUGGGGACGGCACUCCUCUUUUACAACCAUCUCUCUGAUGGUCAAGGUUGGAUGGGCGAACUUGAUGAGUAUUCCCUGCAUGGAGACUGCCCAGUGAAGCAUGGCCUGAAGUGGGUCGCUCACUGCUGGGUAAAUGUGGACCCAGACCACCAGCAGCAGGCCCGUUACCAGAGACUAGUUGCUGAAAGGUAUCAAGCUAAGUCAGGCAUGGAGGAACAUUCCCAACCACUUUCACACAUUGACCUCCACCAGGAUCUCUAACCAAGUCCCUGCAACUACUUCAUAAUUUAUCUUUACCUCAAUGUUGUAUACAUCCAUCCGUCCAUUUUUUGUACUGCUUGUCCUCCCAGCUGACUUGAAAGAGGCGGGGUACUCCCUGGACCAGUCAAUCACGAAGCAUACAGUAUAGACAAACACACAUUUACCUUCACACUUACAGUAUGAGCAAUUUAGAGUCUUGAAUUAGCGCAACAUGCAUGUUCUUGGGAUGUAAGAGCAAGCCACAGAGAUUUGAACCCGGGUCUCCAGAAUAAGUUGCUAACCACUACCACAAAUGUUCUAUACAGUUAUAUAAAAAUUGCUGACAGCACAGUUCAAAUACAGUAGCUUUCCAGUAUCACAAUUUGGUCUUUUAUGUCAGUUUUGUAAGGGAAGAUAAGUUAUUAUAAAGCUCAGGUGGGCUGAUGUAUUUAUGUAGAUGCUUUUUUAAAUGUAUAACCAUAAGUCACCAUUUAAAUUAGAUAUCAGAUAUUUAAGAAGAAAGGCUUUACAUUGAGUUAGUGUUGUCAUGUAUAUUGGGUCACUUUACUGUAAGUGGCUUCUGCCACAUAUUAAGAUAUCAUAGCUGUACAAUUGAAGCCUAUGUUUUGGCGCCAUUUUGCAACAUUAAUAUGUUAUUUCAAUACUUAUUUAAGUGUUUGCCACACUUACUGCACACUUAAGUCUAGAUUUUGUUUUAAAAAGCUGCUUGGUACAAUUUUCUGCCAGUCCUUCAAGAAUGUCAGAUUUAUUUAUAAUACUUUGUUAUUUAUAAUAUAGCUUUAUCAUCUUUAGUUGUCAAGAGUAUUUAUUUGAGUGUUAUUUAUUACUGUUGCCCUGUAAAAUGAUUGGUAUACAUUUGUAUUGGUUUUGCACAGAAAUUUGUCUUUGCAUAUCCUUGUGCUCUA